Molecule: messenger RNA, 7316 nt
Organism: Polypterus senegalus (gray bichir)
Lineage: Eukaryota; Metazoa; Chordata; Cladistia; Polypteriformes; Polypteridae
Product: interferon-induced very large GTPase 1-like
Exons: 3
Coding region: 139-5604 (1821 amino acids)
Molecular function (GO): GTP binding
Source: RefSeq, a predicted model, not a curated record
CCAAACACGGAGUUUCUAAACAUCUUUCCCCUGGAAGGAGUUUACCAAAAGCUCCGUUUUCAGGGACCUAAAAUGCAGUUUGCGUGUGGACGAAAGGCCAAAACGGAUACGUUUUAAAAAAUAUAUCCAGUAAAGAUAAUGGAAACUAACCAGUUGAAUAGUGAUCAGCUGACCUGCCCAGUGUGUCUGGAGUUCCUGCAGGAUCCAGCAUCUCUUCCGUGUGGACACAAUUAUUGCAUGAAAUGUAUACAGGAGUACUGGCACCAGACAGAAGUCUAUAAUUGUCCACAGUGCCGGCAAACAUUCCCAUCAAUUCCUGGUUUGGCUAAAAACAUUCUCCUAGCUAAUUUGGUUGAGAGUGUGAAGCAGGCUGGACUUUCUGGUUCUCCUCCUGAUGAGUAUGCAUAUGCAGUAACUGUAAGAGCAAGAAAAGAAAAUGUUCUAGAAUCAAAAAAUGAAAAUGAGGAAAACCCACAGAAGCAGGCUACAAAAAGAGAGACCACAUGGAAAAUCAAAGAAAACAGUGAACCCAAAAAGGAAGAAAAGAAUGGCUUUGCAAUCAAAAAAGUGACAGAAGGUGCAGAGGAUGAUAGAAGAAAUGAGGUAAUGAUGGAAACAAACUUAGAGCAGCAUGCAGGUAUGAAAGAUGGAGAGAAUGAUGACUAUAUGAAGGAAAAACAACACGAAUGCAUUCCGGAGAAAAAUGGAACAAAUAAACAAACUGAAAACCAUGAGCAGAAGGAAAUGACAGAAAGUAAAUGUAUGACUGAGCAUGGAAAUGACCAGAAGGCGAUACGAACAGAAAGUGCAAGAGAAAUGAAUGGCAAGGAGGUAAAGAGUGUGAAGGAGAAAGAAUUCAUCAGUUUGCUUGAAAAGCUGGGCCUCAAGGAACCCUAUAAAAAAGCAAUGUGUAAAACAGAUGCAAUUGUUAUUAAGCAAAUGUCUCUUUGUGAAAUUCAGCCAAAGAAUAACAAGGAUCUGCCUUAUUUCUAUCUGGAAAGACUCAUUAUGAUGGAUUACAGAAUGAGAUAUUUAUUUUGUCAGGAAAUUGACUCAUCUACUUCAAAUGAGAGACAGAAGAAAGGUGAGGUGGAUUUAUCACUUGAUGACUUCUUUAGUGACAACUGUGAGGAUAAAGAAGAGGUGGAUACACAUCAGUCAGGACACAUCCAUCCCAUGGAUCUCCAGAUGGCUCUUCUCCACUGUUCUGAUGACUUCCUGAAGCAGUAUCUCUACUCCAAGCUCUAUCUCUGCCAGUAUGCUCUUCCCUUUUUGGUUCCUGAUCCUUGCAGCUCAAACAUUGAAUUUCCUUUGUGGGCUUUUCGUCAAAUUAAGAUUGGCUGCAAAGAUACAAACACACAGAGCAGUAAAGUGAGUUCUGUGGUUCAGACAGACAUGCCGCUGGUAUCUUUUAUAAGACUUGGCUCAUCAUUAGUGUCUAAAUCUCAUAUCAUGAACAUGGUCCUGAACAGACAGAAGCACAACACCUUCUUCCAUCGACACUGCAAAGGCAGCAGGCGAGACAAUGUGCUGAUAGAUGGUAUGGUGGAGAUUGCCUGGUUCAGCUCUGGUGGCAGGAAGGAUGAUGUCUUUGAAGACUGCAUUGCAUUCACCAACCUACAUGGAGAUGCCAGGCAAUAUGACAAGCAGGUCAAUUUCUUACUUGAGAUUUCUGCUGUCAAUGUGGUUUUCAUAUCAGAUUCAGGACUGAAAGAACAGGAUAAAGUAUUCCUGAAGAAGUUCUUUGAUUCACCACAACCACUAAUUUGUCUUCAUGCUGAUAAAGAAAUAAUUAAAGGGAGUAGAUCAGGGCAAAAAUUUAGAAUAGGAUUGAAGAAUAGGAAUGAAGCAGAACUUACAGAGGAGAUCAUCGCCAUCCUCAGAUAUUGUCUGUCCAUAUCAAAGAAGACAAUCCGAAUAGAAGCAUGUUCAGAUAUUGCAAUGCAACAUGGCUUUGUUGUUGAUGAAGACAAUAAAGACUGUAGAGAAGGAAGAGCCCUGGCAGAGGCCAUUGUGUGUCUGGUUAAAGACAAGAGCUUACUAGAAAGGAAGGAGGCAUUUCUGCCACUUCAAGGUCAUAUGUGGCACAAGUGGUGUCAGGAAGACAAAGAGCUUUACCGCUUAAAACAGAAAGGAAAUAAAAGCAUUGAACAGUACAGGAGUGAGAUUGAGGGUAGAAAGAAGAGGAUAAGGGAAGAGCAAUUAUGGAGAGCUUUCCCACUAAAUGAUCUCAUGAAAAAUCUGAUUGAUAUCCUGCAUUCACAUUCAAAACCUAUUAAAAUGUAUUUUCUCCAAUGGCUGAAGGUCUUCCUGGAUGAACUACUAGCAGAUUCAGUUCCUGAACUUCAGCAGCAAUACCACAAGACUUGGUUACAAAUGCAGACACUACAAAAUAAAUUAAGCUUACCCAGUGAGAUUAGUGAACUUCAGUCUGUAUUGGAUGAGUUGUCAAAUCAAAUCAGUGACUGUAUCUUUGAUCUCAAACACAUCUUGAGAGAAAUGGGGCAACUUUUUGAAGCCUCUCAGACAGUGAAAACAAUUGAUGGUAACUGCAUUGCAUCACUUCCUGGAAUUGCAUCUGAGCUCCUUAUAUCUGGUCAUCCUCUGGAACUCAUGGAUGGAGAUGCUGCCCAUGUACCUGUGAAGUGGAUUUGCUCAGUUUUGGAUAAAGUGCAGGAGAAGCUAGGUGAUGUGAGGCUUUUUGUAUUGUCCGUACUUGGCCUUCAGAGCAGUGGCAAAUCCACUUUACUGAAUGCCAUGUUUGGCCUGCAAUUUGAUGUGAGUGCAGGGAGGUGCACCAGAGGGGCCUUCAUGCAGUUAAUUAAAGUGGAUGAUGACAUUCAAGCAGAGAUAAAAUAUGAUUAUAUUCUUGUUGUUGACACAGAGGGUUUGAGAGCAACAGAGCUGUCAUACAAGAAAUCAUUAAGCCAUGAUAAUGAGUUGGCUACAUUUGUUAUGGGUCUAGGCAACAUGACUGUAAUUAACAUCUUUGGAGAAAAUCCCUCAGAGAUUCAAGACAUUCUUCAGAUUUCUGUUCAGGCUUUUUUAAGAAUGAAGCAAGUGAAUCUUUCUCCAAGCUGCCUCUUUGUCCAUCAGAAUGUUGAAGAGAAUGGGGCUAAGGAUAAAAAUAUGGAGGCUAGACGCCGACUGCAGGAGAAACUGGAUGAGAUGACUCGAGCUGCUGCAGAAGAGGAGGAGUGCAAUGUAAAAUGCUUCAGUGAUGUCAUCAGAUUUGACGUAAACACACAAACUCAUUACUUUGCUCAUCUGUGGGAAGGCAACCCACCAAUGGCUCCUCCUAAUCCGAGUUACAGUCAGAAUGUCCAGGACCUCAAAAGAGUCAUUCUUAAUGCAGCCGUGCCACAAGAGAGUCAACAGAUCCCAAAGGUUUCUGAUUUUAAAUUGCGUGUCCAGGACCUCUGGACAGCUCUGCUCAGUGAAAAUUUUGUUUUCAGUUUUAGAAACUCAUUUGAGAUUUCAACAUAUCAUAGGCUGGAAGUGAAAUACUGUGAAUGGACCUGGGCACUGAGAUGUUAUGUACUAGAACUGGAGAAUAAACUUGUCAAUGAAAUAGAAAAUAAUUCUAAAACCAAAACAGAAAUUAAUAAAGAGGUUAAUCAGACAUAUAACAGAGUGAAAGAGGACAUUGAGAAAUAUUUCAAACAUGAGAGAAACCUGGAAAUACUUGUUCAAUGGAAAGCCAACAUAGAGAUAAAAUAUGAACAACUGAGGGAUCAGCUCAUUGAGGAAUUGAACAGAAAAUGUCAGAUAUUAAUACAGGCAAAGAAAAGCUGCAAGAGGGUGGAUGAGAAUAGUACCAGACGUGAGCAGAAUCUGUUGAAGCAAAGUAAAGAUUUGGCAGAAAAACUGAGAACCAAAAACCCUAGUGAAACAGUGAUGCAGGAGGAAUUUGAAAAACUUUGGGAAGAAUGGGAGAAAGAAACUGCCAGAGACUUCACUCCUCCUCCUGAGGUUGAUAUUGCAGGUGACAUAGAGGCCAUCCUUCUUAGCCAUUUUAAACGCCAUCCUUAUGUAUGUGAUAAAGUUCAAAACAGAAAAGCAAUGGAAGAGACUCUUGACACCCCUUCAAGUUAUAAUCCUCUUGAAUUAGCAACAAUGUUUAUGGUUUACAUUAAACAAAAGUGGAAUGUUUUCAAUGCUAGGAAACCAAAGCACACGAAGACAAAAAUGUCUAAAGGUUUACUUUUAGAAGACUACAAGCAGACAGAAAGUAUAACAAAUAAAAUCACAGAGGCAGUUAUGAAUUACAUACAUGAAAAAGAGAAGGAGAAAGUUGAUUACAGUCCAAGCCACAUGCAUGGAGUUUUAUCCAUUAUAUCCAAUGACUUAGAAGCUUCCAGUUCACAAAUUCCAACAAUCCAGUAUAAAGAGGAGUACAGGUUUGAUUUAUCUCUUCAUUUAUGUGAAGUGGCAACCUUAAGGUUCACAAAAAUGCAUCGAGCGUUCCGUGCAGCCAAUGACCCACUUCUCUACCUAAAGAGCAUGAAGGACACUUACUACAAAAUGUUUAAGACUCUCUGUAGAGGAGCGUCGUCUGUCACUAUAUUUGUUGACUUUCUGUCAAGUAAACUUGAGGCUGCCUUACAUCAGGCUGUUUUGGAUCAAGUCUGCAUUGACAUAGCAAAUGAGAUGAGGCAGAACUGCCUGCCACUUAAAGAAAGUAAAAUCAAUUUAGAAUACCACCUGUUGAAAGACAUGGCAGAGAAGGAGGACUUUAGUAGAUUCUGGGAAUACAUUAAAGCUCCAAAGUAUUUUUUUAAAAACUACAUAAAAACUUGUGUUUAUAAUUAUUGCAUGGACAAUAAGUUAAUAAAGUCACUUUCUGAAAAGAGACUUGAAGAACUGAAGUCUGUAGUUUUAACUGCCAUUUCUAAAGCAACAACAACUGCUCUGAAGUCACUGAAAAACAUCAAGAACCCACAGAAAAGCAAAUUGUCUAAAUGGCUGGAUGUGUUCUGUGAAGAACUUGAAAAAUGCUUAAAAUUGCCAAGAAACACCUUGACACAUAUGGAGGAUGAGGAAAUCAGUGACAUGGACUUACUACAGGAGUCUCUAACAAAAGCACUAGCGACAUCAGUGGAAAAUAUCAGUAAGAAGUUCGCUUCAGCUGCAUUGGUUGACUUGAGGAAUGCAAAACAACAGCCGGAGGACAGUCUCUUUGCGCUACUAAGUGGGUGCUGGGAGCAGUGUCCUUUCUGUGGUGCCAUCUGCACAAACUCAAUUGAAGGCCACAGUGGAGACCACAGUGUGCCUUUUCAUCGACCUGAGGGAGUGAAUGGUGGGCAGUGGUACAAAACAGAUCAUUUUGUCAUUGAUAUUUGCACAAGUUCUGUUGCAAGUGACUGUUCCAUUGUGCUGAGUGACACACAUCAUGUUCCAUAUAAACAAUACAGAAAAGCAGGGCCAAAGUAUGAAAGAUGGAGAAUUGUACCUGAUGAUUCAGAACUCAAAUACUGGAAAUGGUUUGUCUGCCGUUUCCAAAAGGAACUGGAGGACAAGUACCAGAGAAAGUUUGAGGGCCGGGGUAAAAUUCCUUAUCAGUGGAAGCAAAUUAAAAAAACAGAAAUUUUUGUUGAACUUUAAGCAUUUUUUAUAAAUUCUGAAAUCUUAGCAGUAAUAUUACAUAAAAUAUAAAUUUUGAUUAGAUGCCACAUUACUCUAACAUUCAUCAGAAUUGCUUUAACAUUUUAAGUGCAUGCAUGUGUUUGAAACUUUUACAACUCCCAUGACUACGGUGACAUAUCAGGAUGAUGAAAAUGCAAAAGGCAAUGAGCAUAUCCCAUCUUUAGAACAGUGCUUUAGUUUUAAGAAGUGAUAAUGAAGUGAAAAUGUUGUAGAAAAUAUACCCUGAGUGUUCAUCUUAUUGUAUAUGACGAUGCUCUAGCUUUCAUGGUGUUUUAUUAUGUGACUUUCAACUGCUUUGCUAUAAUAUAUUAAAAAUGAAAGAGCUGGCCCAUGGCAAUGGCAGGCAUGCUUGUUACAGGGGUGCUCAGACAUGGCAUGGCAGCUUCUGAUGUAAUUAACAAUGAGUUUAUACUGAGCAAUAACAUAUACUGCAUGUUAUACUUUAAAUGGCUUUUCACACAAAAGUGUCUAUUUAUUAAUAUAUACAGUUUAUAAAAGUGUUUUGCUUAUACUAGUACUAGUAUACACUGUAUGGAAUGACUUUAAGCUCAAGUCUACAGCCCUAAAACAAGACCAUUUUAUACCAUGAAGCAGAGAGGCCCAAGGUUAUGUCAAAAAUCUUUUAUUUAGUUAAAAAGAUACCAGAUUUCUUGUUAAAGAGAGGAAGGGAGAAAUGUGUGACUAUUUAGAAUAACUACAUCAUUAUAAAACAAACUCUUAAAAACAAUAUUUCAAUAAACUGGGCAAGAGUACUGGACACGCCCUGUUGCUGGCUGUUUGUCUGUUACAAUUUUAUAGCUUCUAAGUGGAAUUUUUGUGAUGUUAUUACGAACCAGCCUUUACUCCUUUUCUAAAUGAAGUGACUGGACAAAUUAAAAAUAAAUAAAUAAAUAGUGAGAGAUAAAAUUCUCUUAUGUGUUUGUCCAAAGACUCUUGUCAUGAUGAUGUGCUCCUCUCAUGUACCUUGAAAAGCUGUUUGUGUCAAGAAGUCAAACCAACAUUAAUAGUCAAGGUAAAUGCUACAUUUGGUGCUUUGUUUUGAUAUCAGUUUACAUUUGAGAAGUGUUAUGUUUUAUACCUAGGGCUUCAAUUAUAUUUAACUUGUUUGGGACUUUAUAUGACACUUAAUUUAGAUGUGUGUUUCUGGAGUAUCCCAAUUCUCUAAAGUGGAUUGGUGAAAAUUAAAAUAUAUUAAAAUGCAUUAUGUAAAUUGACCUAACUGACAAAGGGAGCUUUUUGGUUAGUUUUUUAGUCUGCUAUGAUGCUUUGAAGAAGGCACAUGUGGGCUCAACCUAUAUAAAUGCAAAUAAAGAAUGGUGAUUUUGGAAUUUCAUAUAUAACAAUGGCUCAAAUCUCUUAUUUAUUAAGUGUUUUUUCCACAACAGUUUGGUGCUGUAACCCAGCUUAUUGUAACUGUAUCCUUCUUUGAUUGCUGCUUUUAAUGACAACUGCAAGUGUUCAGAGUGUCCGAGGAAGUGGACUGAUGGUGAAGUAGGAAGUUUGGUGAGACUAUUAACACACUUUAAUGGGGGGAUUGACUAACUGGAGGCUUAAAAUGAUCAGAUCUGAAUGCGCAGCAACAUUGUUCGCAUGAGAAAUCUAGCAAUAAGGGUAGUGUAUAAAGAAUGCAAGGGAAAAUUUUGGCCAAAAAAAAGGUAGACUAUGCUUUU